Eremothecium cymbalariae DBVPG#7215 is the source of this 2151-nucleotide messenger RNA. It is a transcript of the gene GFA1, whose product is annotated as glutamine--fructose-6-phosphate transaminase (isomerizing) GFA1. The coding region runs from base 1 to 2151 and encodes 716 amino acids. The transcript has a single exon. Lineage: Eukaryota; Fungi; Ascomycota; Saccharomycetes; Saccharomycetales; Saccharomycetaceae. Gene Ontology annotation, molecular function: L-glutamine:D-fructose-6-phosphate transaminase (isomerizing) activity; carbohydrate derivative binding. Gene Ontology annotation, biological process: fructose 6-phosphate metabolic process; UDP-N-acetylglucosamine metabolic process; protein N-linked glycosylation. The record is from RefSeq and is a predicted model, not a curated record.
AUGUGUGGUAUUUUUGGUUAUUGCAAUUUUUUGGUUGAGAAGAGUCGGGGGGAGAUCAUAGAGACUUUAGUGGAGGGUCUUCAGAGGUUAGAGUAUCGUGGGUAUGAUUCUACUGGUAUUGCGAUUGAUGGGGAUGAAGCAGAUGAGACGUUUAUCUUCAAGCAGAUUGGCAAGGUUUUGGCGUUGCAGAAAGAGAUUGAUGAUAUGCAGCCGCGGCGGGAUGUCAGGUUUGUUUCUCAUUGUGGCAUAGCGCAUACGCGGUGGGCCACGCACGGGCAGCCUAGACAGGUGAACUGUCAUCCGCAAAGAUCAGAUGAUGGGAAUGAGUUUGUUAUUGUGCAUAAUGGUAUAAUCACGAAUUUCAGGGAGUUGAAGACUCUUCUAGUUAAUAAGGGAUAUGAGUUUGAGUCUGAUACGGACACAGAGUGCAUUGCAAAGUUGUUUAAGCAUUUGUACCAUACGAAUUUGAAAAAUGGGCAUGAGCUUGAUUUCCACGAGUUGUCGAAACAGGUGUUGUUGGAGUUGGAGGGGUCGUAUGGGUUGCUAUGUCGGUCUUCUCGGUAUCCCGGGGAGGUGAUUGCUACGCGUAAGGGGUCGCCCUUGUUGAUAGGUGUUAAGUCUGAGAGGCGGUUGAAGGUGGAUUUUGUUGAUGUUGAGUUUCCUGACACUAAUAAGGCGGCAGAAGUGCCAUUGUCUUCUAAUAAUGGUGACAGUAACAAUCGUCAUAACGAUCACCAUAAGGCUAAUGGGGACGGGCAUGCUAAUUUGUUCCCGCUUACGACGGGAAAUGAAUCUGGUUUGAGACAUUCGCAAUCCAGAGCGUUCCUUUCUGAAGAUGGGGUGCCUAACCCAGUGGAGUUCUUUUUGUCUUCUGAUGCUGCCUCUGUUAUAAAGCACACCAAGAAGGUUUUGUUCUUGGAGGACGAUGAUAUUGCGCACAUCUACGAUGGUGAGCUACAUAUCCACAGGUCUAGGAGAGAGGUUGGUGCCUCGGCUACAAGAUCCAUCCAAACGCUAGAGAUGGAAUUGGCCCAAAUCAUGAAGGGCCCAUACAAGCAUUUUAUGCAAAAGGAAAUUUUCGAACAACCAGAGUCUACUUUGAACACAAUGAGAGGUAGGAUCGACUUUGAAAACAAUACCGUCAUGCUUGGUGGUUUGAAGUCUUGGUUGCCUGCUAUUAGGAAUGCCCGCCGCUUAACUAUGAUUGCCUGUGGUACAUCCUACCACUCCUGUCUGGCUACUAGAGCGAUUUUCGAAGAGCUCUCUGAGAUUCCAGUUAGUAUUGAGUUGGCUUCCGACUUUAUGGAUAGACGAUGCCCCGUGUUCAGAGACGAUGUUUGCAUCUUUGUAUCCCAAUCUGGAGAAACCGCGGACACCAUGUUGGCUUUGAACUAUUGUAUCGAAAGAGGUGCUUUGACCGUCGGUAUAGUAAAUAGCGUUGGUUCUUCUAUUUCUAGAGUCACGCACUGUGGUGUGCAUAUCAAUGCCGGUCCAGAAAUUGGCGUUGCAUCUACGAAAGCUUACACCUCGCAAUAUAUCGCUUUGGUAAUGUUGGCCUUGUCUUUAUCUGAUGAUAGGGUCUCUAGAAUAGAAAGGAGAAAAGAAAUCAUUCAGGGUUUGAAGAAAAUCCCAGAUCAAAUUAAAGAAGUGUUACAACUUGAACGCCAAAUCAAACAGCUAUGUGAAAAUGAACUCUGCAACCAAAAAUCUUUGUUGCUAUUAGGUAGAGGUUACCAAUUUGCCUCAGCUUUGGAAGGUGCCCUCAAGAUUAAGGAAAUUUCCUACAUGCAUUCCGAAGGUGUCUUAGCAGGCGAGUUAAAACAUGGUGUCUUAGCCUUGGUUGAUGAACAUCUUCCUAUCAUCGCAUUUGGAACUAGAGACUCCUUAUUCCCCAAAGUCGUCUCCUCCAUCGAGCAAGUUACUGCUAGAAAGGGCCGCCCAAUCAUCAUUUGUAAUGAAAACGAUGAUGUAUGGACCAAAAAAGCAGCAUCCAGCAACUUGGUAACACUAGAAGUCCCCCUAACCGUAGACUGCCUACAAGGUCUACUAAACAUUAUACCCUUGCAGCUAACAGCGUACUGGUUAGCCGUUAAUAACGGCAUUGAUGUUGAUUUCCCAAGGAAUUUGGCCAAAUCUGUUACCGUUGAAUGA